UUCAUUACGUCAAAUUUGCCACAUAAAAACGUAACUCUCACCCUCCUCGAAUUUUCUGAAAAUGUUUCCAACUCUGCCAGCUAUCCUUCUAACUCUCCUCGUAAACUCCAUCGACAAUCAAGGAUUCGACCCCAGCAAACGCGAUUAUUGCGACUACAAGUGCCACGAAGGCUUUCCUAACGAGGAAGUUCACAUCGCCUGCAAGUGCAGCAUCCUACCUGAGCGCGAGGAGAUCUUCGACGAACUCAUCCCCUUCCGAGAGAUGGCACUGACAUUGCACAACGAAAUCCGCAACCGGGUGGCCUCCGGCGAGGCCCUCGCGGACACCCCCCAGCUCAAAGAGGCGUCGGAUAUGAUGGCCUUGAGCUACGACAUGGAGUUGGAGUACUACGUCCGCUGCAACCUCGGCAAGUGGGGCACCAUCCCGGGGUACCACGACCACUGCGCCCACCCCAGCUACGCCCGCACCAACGGCCAGAGCAUCGUCAUGGACGAGGAGAGAGAAAUAGACCUGCCGACUAAUAAAGACAUGAUGAACAAAUGGUACAGCGCGGAGUACGAUAAGCUGAACGACAGCUUCACCGUUAGCAACUACACCCUGACUGGAGCGCAAUGGACGAAGUUCGGGCAUCUGGCGGCUAUGCUUUGGUCGAGGACCAACAGGGUGGGUUGCGCCAGGGGUUGGUACCCUAAGGACGUGUUGAAGUACAAUUUGGCUGUGAUGUGCGACUAUGCCUCGACUCUGCCGGUCGAGGAUGGUGCUCCGGUGAUAUGGAGGGAGAUCUACAAAGUGGGAAAGUCGUGCUCGGCGUGCCCUGACGGACACAGUUGCAACGCGAAGUACCCGCACUUGUGCGGGGAAAUUGGGCCCAUCCCGAAGGACGCCCCACCGCAUAUACCGCCACGAGGGAAAAACGGCGGCGUGAGUGGAAUAAUUGCCAAUGUGAAGAUUGUUUUCCUGCUGCUUGUUGGUUUGGUACUACAUUGUUCUAUUAGAAUAUAAUGUAGCUUAUUUUCAAAAAUGAAUAAAUCAUUCGUCUCUUCGUU
Molecule: messenger RNA, 1047 nt
Organism: Zophobas morio
Lineage: Eukaryota; Metazoa; Arthropoda; Insecta; Coleoptera; Tenebrionidae
Product: cysteine-rich venom protein-like
Exons: 3
Coding region: 62-1003 (313 amino acids)
Source: RefSeq, a predicted model, not a curated record